CGUGGGAAAUUCGAAAUGCCUGGAAGGAAAGAGGCUUGUUGGACCCGUAUUCUAUCGGCCAGAACCUCUGGAAUAGCUCUUAGAAAAGUGAAAGUUGGGGCACGCCAAGAAAAAUGGCCGCAGAUAGAAUUUCAGCGGAUUGCCCAUGCUAGCCGUGUGAUGAAUACCCCCACCUAUGACAAGAUGUACAUGAAUUCCAUGGGCCACAUGGGCCCCCCACCCCCUCCCCAGGGUGCCAUGCUGUACCCCACCCCAGCACAAGAUGAGACCAGUAGAUGGAAUUACGUGCCAAUCUACUACUACUACAAUGACAAAGGACAAGCGAUGAUGUACCCCCCCAUCAGUACCCAGCCGUCCUACGUGCCCAGGCCUAAUGCAUACGGCAGUCCCAUGAUGCCAUCAGCAUACUACUCUGCCUCCAGCGCAUACACCACAGCUGGUGCUGUGUACAAGCCAGCCCCCAUGGUCCCCACCCCCACAGGGUCGACAGGGCCUCCGACUGGCUACCCAACCCCCAAUCCUACCCCAACCCCUACCCCCACUGCCACCCCCACCCCCUCCUUAAACCCUGCCCCAGCCCCGAGCCCUUACGCCAGUCCAGGCAAUGCCAUGACAGGAUUUGCUCCAACGCACCAGCCCUCCUAUCAACAUAUGCAGCCGACGAUGCACUCCUACCCGUCAGCAGCGCACCUGUACGGCCAGCAGGUGGUGCACAACACCACAGUGGUGCAGCAGCCGCAGAGGACGGUCUACGUCGUGCCUUCUCAGCAGAAAUCGGGCACCCAGGCGUGGGGUGGAGGGCCGACUUACAGAAGCAGCUACAAGCAGCCUCCAGCUCCGAACGCUGACUUCGGAACAGGCAUGAUCGCCGGGGCGGCCGCUGGGGUGAUGGCAGGGGCUCUGCUGGGGGCGACGUCACGGCCGCCCAGGCAUCCUGGUUACCAUGGCUACAGGUCACACCCACCUGGCCCCCACUGGUAGACUGGUGCUUCCAGGGCCGAGGGUGUUGAGAGUUAGUCAAGGGAGAUGAACUGACCCACAUUGGGUUUCCUGUUGCCAUGGCAACAAACCUGUGCACAACAUCGUGCGGUGCUACUAAUCAUGUCCUCCAGUUCACCUUGGGAAAAACUACCGAGCAGAACUCUCAAACCAGGCGCCUGUACCGUGGACACGCACGAGAGGCAACACAACGCUAAGGCUUCCACAGAGCACAGUUCAAAAGUUAACGUCGUAGAUGUAAAAGGAAGUGGAACGCGGAAAAAAAGGGGUUACUUCUAGAACGUGAAGAAUCACGCGUUGAGCAAGGCUCUUCUAGACAAUAGCAAAAUCAUGUAGUGAAUUUAGAGUGACUAAGGGCACUACUAUUAGUUCUCCAGCAUUCCCCGGGAUACAAUCGAGGUUUUAGGCGAGUUCUGUAAGUAGCGCUAUGCAUUUUUACGAUUUACUCACUCGUUCACAAGAACAUAAGUAUUAGGCAACUAUUUCUCAGAGAGGUCGGCAAGCAAUACACUGUUGGAGCAGUAUUAAGACCUUUUUUUAAGCUAUGUUUUUUAUUCUUAACAGAGAAGAGUUGUAUUUAGAGUUCUUUGUUGCUAUUUUUCUGAAUAUUUUGUCAGAGGAAACACUAUGAAAUGUGCAAGGAUGUUUUAUGGAAUAAUGAUUUGAUGAAUUGGACAUUUUUAAAGGCAAUGAAUUGAGCUGUAGUUUGAUUAUUAGUGGCAGAUGGUCUUCUGUUCCUUGGGAUGAGGUUUCGCCAUAUUUGGAACAGUGAAAUGAGAACUGUAGAAGGCAAUGAACUUAAGGAUUAAAAUUGAACACGUUUCAA
This is a messenger RNA of Branchiostoma floridae (Florida lancelet), 1825 nucleotides long. Its product is annotated as leucine-rich repeat extensin-like protein 5. Lineage: Eukaryota; Metazoa; Chordata; Leptocardii; Amphioxiformes; Branchiostomatidae. The coding region runs from base 16 to 981 and encodes 321 amino acids. The record is from RefSeq and is a predicted model, not a curated record. The transcript is spliced from 9 exons.